ACUGCUAGAAGAAAACCAAAACCCCCCUAAACCCACUGCUACAAUCACCGGAAAAGAAACUACUAUAUUCUCAGUGAUGGCGUCUGUGGGCGGCGGAGGAGCGGCGGUGGAGUGGCACCAGAGGCCGGCAAACCCUAAAAAUCCUAUCGUAUUCUUCGACAUCACCAUCGGCAACAUCCCUGCUGGCCGUAUAAAGAUGGAGCUCUUUGCCGAUAUUGCCCCCAAAAGCGCUGAAAAUUUCAGGCAGUUCUGCACGGGUGAAUACAGGAAAGCUGGAUUACCUGUUGGUUACAAGGGGUGCCAGUUCCACCGAGUAAUUAAGGAUUUUAUGAUCCAAGCCGGUGACUUUCUAAAGGGUGAUGGUAGUGGCUGUGUCUCCAUAUAUGGAAGUAAGUUCGAUGAUGAAAAUUUUAUUGCAAAACACACUGGACCGGGCCUACUGUCAAUGGCAAACAGUGGGCCGAAUUCUAAUGGUUGUCAGUUCUUCAUUACCCUUGGCAAAUGUGACUGGCUUGACAACAAACAUGUUGUCUUCGGGCGGGUUCUUGGAGAUGGUCUUUUGAUUGCAAGGAAAAUAGAGAAUGUGGCGACUGGGCCUAACAACCGACCUAAACUGGCUUGUGCUAUUGCCGAAUGUGGAGAAAUGUAGAACCAACAUUAAUGCUGAAUAACAACAAUGUGUUUUUUCUCAGGCUGUAAUUUGAUAUAACAUCUUACAAGAUUGAUGUUACUGAACUGAAUUAUAUUCUACUUAGAAAAACAAGCUGCUGCACCAAGUGCUGAAUAUGGAGAAAUGUACACAGUUGGUUC
Molecule: messenger RNA, 810 nt
Organism: Erythranthe guttata (spotted monkey flower)
Lineage: Eukaryota; Viridiplantae; Streptophyta; Magnoliopsida; Lamiales; Phrymaceae
Product: Cyclophilin-like peptidyl-prolyl cis-trans isomerase family protein
Biological process (GO): protein folding; protein peptidyl-prolyl isomerization
Cellular component (GO): cytoplasm; intracellular membrane-bounded organelle
Molecular function (GO): cyclosporin A binding; peptidyl-prolyl cis-trans isomerase activity
Source: RefSeq, a predicted model, not a curated record